This is a messenger RNA of Amborella trichopoda, 1371 nucleotides long. RefSeq names its product very-long-chain 3-oxoacyl-CoA reductase 1. The record is from RefSeq and is a predicted model, not a curated record. Gene Ontology annotation, cellular component: endoplasmic reticulum. Lineage: Eukaryota; Viridiplantae; Streptophyta; Magnoliopsida; Amborellales; Amborellaceae. Gene Ontology annotation, molecular function: ketoreductase activity.
AACUAUCCACUUGUUGUGUUCUGAUUAACACUUGUCCAGCUUUAAGUUCUCUCUACCCUCUCCUUCUCUGUCUUUUGGUGAAUCUCUCCCCCUAAGCAUGGAUUUCUCUGCCAUCUCCUCAUGUAUGCAACAGGCCCACAACCAGCCAUGGUGGGUAAUUCUCAUUGGAGCUCUAGGCCUUCUCUCUCUCCUGAAAAAAUCACUCUCUCUCCUCAACUGGGUAUGGGUUACUUUUCUUAGACCUGCAAAAAACCUCAGGAAAUAUGGGUCUUGGGCUUUGAUUACGGGCCCAACUGAUGGUAUAGGCAAAGGCUUCGCCUUUCAAUUAGCUCGAAAGGGGCUCAACCUGGUUCUCGUAGGAAGAAGCCCAUCAAAGCUCAAAGAGGUAUCUGAUGGAAUUCACAGUAAAUGUGGUGAGAAAGUUCAAAUCAAGACUGUGGUUGUUGAUUUCUCUGGAAACUUGUCAGAGGGGAUGCAGAAGAUUGAGGAGGCAAUCCAUGGUUUGGAUGUUGGGGUUCUGAUAAAUAAUGUUGGGGUAUCAUACCCAUAUGCAAAGUUCUUCCAUGAAGUUGAUUCUGAGCUUUUGAAGAAUUUGAUAACCGUUAAUGUGGAGGGAACGACUAAGGUUACGCAGGUCGUUCUUCGUGGGAUGCUAGAGAGGAAGAGAGGUGCCAUUGUUAACUUGGGUUCCGGUGCGGCCAUUGUUAUACCUUCAGAUCCUCUUUACGCUGUGUAUGCUGCUACUAAAGCAUAUAUUGAUCAGUUCUCAAGAUGCCUCUUUGUUGAGUACAAAGGAAGGGGAAUUGAUGUGCAGUGUCAGGUUCCCUUGUACGUGGCCACCAAAAUGGCAUCGAUCAGGAGAUCUUCCUUCUUUGUUCCAUCUGCUGACGGCUAUGCUAGAGCUGCUCUUCGUUGGAUUGGGUAUGAACCGAGGUGUACUCCUUAUGGGCCUCACUCUGUUCUCUGGUGGCUGCUUGAUUCUUUGCCUGAGAGCGUCGUCGAUAACUGGCGCCUGGGUUUCUGCCUCAAGAUUCGUAAGAAGGGUCAGCAAAAGGAUUCAGGGAAGAAGGAAUAGAAAGCACACUGAUGGAUCCAAAUAUUUUCUUGUAAGUUGAUGGAUCCCUAGUGGCUUAAAGAGACAUCUUUGGCUCUUGUCAGGUGUUUAGCAAACUAAGUUGUAUGUAGCAUUAUUUCUUCGACUCGUAGUUUCUCUUAGCUGAUGUUUUAGUGAGAACUCAUGAAAUCUGUGGUGGGUUUGUGGAGAACCCACUUAUUUUAGUGAGAAAUUAUAUUUUUGGGAAUUUUUCGAGUUUUUCUGCUACAGUGCUCUUGCAUAGCAUUUCCUUUUUAUAUUUCAGAGCUUUCUAUUGA